AUGCGUGCCUACUUUGCCGCACUCCUAGCCAGCCUCAUAGCCACCGCUGCGAGGGCCGCCGAGUCUCCCAUUCCCGGGUACCGCAUCGUGCCAAUCCAGUGGGAGAUCGAGGUUGCUCCCGGGCAGAUUGCACGCCUGAACGGCACGGUCCAGGAGGUCUACGCCCAGGCGCUGCAGAUCAACCCCAACUUCAAGCUAAAGACGCCCUCGACGCCGGCAAGGCCAAGGAGGGCACUGGCUCACCAGAGGAGCAAGGUUGAGGAUUGUAACUACCCCUACCCCCUGGCCGAGGCCAGCAAGAUCCACGACGGCGUCGAGUAUCUUCGCGGCGUACCCGGCAAACCUGUCGAGGGCCCGGGCCCCACGGCCUGCGGCCGGGUCAGCUGCUCUUGGAAAUCCGCCAUCUGGUGGUGCAACGACAACAAGAAUUUAUACACUCUCGAUAGCUUCAAUAAGAUUGCCGAUAGCGCCCAGUUUAUUCUCCUUACUUGCCCUUGGACCGGCUACAUGAACUGGUAUGUUUCUGGGCAGAACUUUGAGACGGAGCACUGGAGCACGAUUGUCAAAGGGGAUGAUUGCUGA
Molecule: messenger RNA, 582 nt
Organism: Thermothielavioides terrestris NRRL 8126
Lineage: Eukaryota; Fungi; Ascomycota; Sordariomycetes; Sordariales; Chaetomiaceae
Exons: 3
Coding region: 1-582 (193 amino acids)
Source: RefSeq, a predicted model, not a curated record